AUGGCGCGGAGGCACACGGCCACGGUGGGAGGCGAUUGGCGGGGCGGAGGAGAUUCUGACGAGCAAUUGGAAGCUUCCCAGCGGUACGCCAGGUCCAGGUGGUACCACGCGGUGCUCGCCAUCAAGCGCCGCUGCUGCGAGCACCUCGACCCGCAGCCGAUAAACCCUUUUCUCGGCGUGCCCAAGUCCUUCCCCGGCGUCAAGCCGGAGUUCCGCGACGCACGCGCGCCCGCCUCCUCAUCGUUCGAGCCUCUCCUCCACCGCCGCGGGUCUCUGGAGCCAGACCGCCGCGCGGUCGUCCUUCUUAACAAGGCAGACCUGGUGGACCCAUCCGAAACCGAGGGGUGGGUGGCGUACAUCAAGAAGCAGAGGAGCUGCCCUUGCGUCGCGGUAAACUCACACAGCAGGGAAAGCAUCAAGGAGGUGCUGAAAGUCGUGCAAGCAAGAAUGAGGGAGAUCAAGCAUGGCGACUGCAAUUGCACGGGAACUGCCCUCCUGGUCGGGAUCCCAAACGUUGGGAAAUCGGCCAUUGUUAAUGUGAUGCAUCAAAUUGGGAGGAUUGCGGCAGCAGAGAAGGGGAAGCUCAAGCAUGCGAUUGUGAGCAGCCAUCUUGGAGAAACCAGAGACAUACGUGGAUACUUCUUUUCCCCAGUAAGUAUUUAUUCCUUGAUUUUGUUAGUACGGUGA
Zea mays is the source of this 687-nucleotide messenger RNA. RefSeq names its product DAR GTPase 2, mitochondrial. The transcript has 5 exons. Bases 1 to 687 code for a protein of 228 amino acids. Gene Ontology annotation, molecular function: GTPase activity; GTP binding. Gene Ontology annotation, biological process: mitochondrial translation. Lineage: Eukaryota; Viridiplantae; Streptophyta; Magnoliopsida; Poales; Poaceae. The record is from RefSeq and is a predicted model, not a curated record. Gene Ontology annotation, cellular component: mitochondrion.